Molecule: messenger RNA, 1552 nt
Organism: Haliotis rubra (blacklip abalone)
Lineage: Eukaryota; Metazoa; Mollusca; Gastropoda; Lepetellida; Haliotidae
Exons: 2
Coding region: 1-894 (297 amino acids)
Source: RefSeq, a predicted model, not a curated record
AUGUUGAAGUCAGGAGUCAUUCCAUCAAAGUUUUAUUGGUUCAAGGAAGUAAAGAGACGAUCAGGACUUGCUAUAAACAGACAACAGUUGGAGACACACAUACCAGAGACAGCAGACAAUGCUAUAGAGGAUCCAAUGGAGGUGGAAUCUGAUGCUGAUUGUGUUGAAACUUCAGAUGACACAAAACAACUUGAGGAUGACAAAGUCAGUGAACUACAGGACAUGUUGAAGAGAUGUAAAACAGUGAGUCGUAAAAUUCUAACAUGGCUGAAUUACUUGUACUUUGUUUUGGGAAGCAUUCCACUGUGGCUUUCAAGGCAACAAAUAGACUAUCUGACGCCUGAAGAUUUCAAGCCGAAGUAUUCUUCAACCCGAGUUGUCUUGGACUGUACAGAAAUCACAUGUCAAGUCCCUUCAUCAAUGGUAUUGAAUAGCCAAGCGUAUUCAAAUAACAAGGACAGAACACCUUUCAAAUCUCUGAUUGGCGUAGCCCCACAUGGUGCAAUGACUUUCUUAUCCCCCUUAUACACAGGAUGCAUGUCAGACAAUGAAAUUGUGAAAUUAUGUGGUAUUAGGGAUUCACUUGAGGAAGGAGACAGUGUCAUGGCAGAUAAAGGUUUUCAACUUGGAAGAUAUUUUGCAGAGAAGAACAUCGGUCUCAACAUGCCGCUAUUUUUCUCAACAAGUAAUAAUGGACAAUUCACACCUGAACAGGUGGAACUGAAUGAGGAAAUUGCUAGUCUGCGUGUGCAUGUGGAACGGUUCAACAGACGUGUGAAGGAAAAUCACAUAUUUGACAAUGAUAUACCAAUGUCAAUGGUUGGUUCUAUGAUUCAAUUGUGGUCAGUUGCAUGUAUUCUUGCCAAUUUUCAGGGACCAUUAAUAGCAAAAUGAGAUAUUGCAUGCUCUGGUCAUUCCGGAUAUUCCAGACUUAAAAAUACAUGCCAUUUUGAUAGUCAACAAAUGUAAUAAUGUUAUAUUUGGGAUAACACUAUCUGCAAGAGUACCGAUUCUAAUACGAGUUCCUCCUGAGAUUCGAACCCACAUUCUCAGAGUCAGGCACUAAUCGCCAGCACUGAGUGUCCCCGACACCUUAUCCACAGUCAAUGGCAGUCAUUCAGUGCCGACAGUUACGCCUGACUCUGAGGGUGUGGGUUCGAAUCCCAGAAGGGACUUGUACUAGAAUCGGUACUCUUGCAGAUAGUGUAAUCUGAAAUAUAAGUUAUAACAUUGUUAUAUUCCAGACUUAUUAAUAAAUGACAUUGGAAAUAUCUCUUGCAAAGUGUCCUUAAAUGUCUGCAUAAUUUUGAUAUAUCCCUCAUGUCAACAGCUUUCCCCAGAAUGUCCCCUUAUCUCUGAUUAUAAUUUCACAACCAGAACAAAUGCACAUGCUAUGAAAUUGACCAAUUAGAGAUAAAGGUGCAUUCUGAGCAAUGCUAUCGACCUAAGUCUGAUCACUUUACAUCUUAGAAAGAAUUCUGUAAAACUCAUCAUGAGGGGUUUAAGAGAACCAAGUCAAAAUAUUGCAAGUGACAUAUAUACUGGACAAAAU